Molecule: messenger RNA, 411 nt
Organism: Yamadazyma tenuis ATCC 10573
Lineage: Eukaryota; Fungi; Ascomycota; Pichiomycetes; Serinales; Debaryomycetaceae
Source: RefSeq, a predicted model, not a curated record
CAAGUUCAAGUUGGAUCGAUAAACAUAUUCGAAUAUUUGGAUCAUAUAAUCAUUAGAAAAGAUGUCAACCGAACAAAAAGUGGGUACUCCAUCUCAGAGCUUGUUGAACAACAACUGGGACGUCGUAAUUUCCAACGGUCUUGUGAAAACCGGGUUAGGUUUCGGAGGAGGUGUUUUAGCAUCGAUUGUGCUUUUCAAGAGAAGAGCUUGGCCUGUGUGGGUAGGUGUGGGUUUCGGACUAGGAAGAGGUUACUCUGAAGGAGAUGCUAUUUUCAGAGGUCACCAAGUCGACUUCGGAUUAAGGAAUGUCAAGGCUUAAUGGAGACAGGUCCAUUAGUUAUUCACCACAGACUCAUAAAUAGUUUCAACUGGUCUUCAUGGCUGUUUAGAUUAAAAUGCAUAUUGAUGUAU